This is a messenger RNA of Globicephala melas (long-finned pilot whale), 1357 nucleotides long. The record is from RefSeq and is a predicted model, not a curated record. NCBI's taxonomy places the organism in Eukaryota, Metazoa, Chordata, Mammalia, Artiodactyla, Delphinidae.
AUGUUUCUCAUCUUGGUGGCUGCAGCCGCCUCCCCACCUUCCCCUCACACAGGUCCUUAUGUAACCCCAGUACCAUAUCUUGGACCCUUCCCAGGCCUGCAUCUUCCACAAGCUCAGAGCAGCCUCUCUACCCCUUGGAGCCCCUUGAGAUUUUUAAGGGCAGUGGGUGUGACCCCAGUUCUGGUGUCCUCAUCUCCCCAUCAAAGCUCCACUGCUUCAGCAGUUUGGGUGCCGGUCAAUUUCUAUGCCAUAGAAUUUACCAGUGCUGUCCUCUUAGCCUCUAACCUGGCUUCCGAGAUACUGUCUGCAGGGAGCCUGGUCAAAGUGGGCGGGGCAGCCUCUGGAGGUGUCUUGGCAGGACUUCCUUGGCUAAGACUCACCCUGUCAUCCAACGCUGCCCUGGCUGGGGCCACAUCUACCCUGGGAUCCUUGCUGGGGACGCUGAAUGGCUCCUACCUGCUAGGAUGCCCUGCUGCGGCCCUGACCGCUUUCCCACUAGGAGCCAAGGCUGCUGCAGCUGUGGCGGGAGGAGCCCUGGCCGUGGGGGCUGUGCCCGUGGUGCUGGGCACCGUGGGCUUCACCGGGGCAGGAAUCACAGCCUCCUCCUUAGCGGCCAAGAUGAUGUCAGCGUCCGCCAUGGCCAAUGGGGGCGGAGUUGCCGCCGGCAGCCCGGCGGCCACUCUCCAGUCCGUGGGUGAGUGUCCCCGAUGGGGCUUGCUGUGGAAGGUGAGGGAGGACAAGCGCCUCAGAGCAUCCAGCCCUGACCUUAGCCCUGGUGAGCCCCAGUCUGCCUGUGCCUUUGUCUCACCCUCCGUGGUCACUCUCUCUCUGGGUCUCUGAAGCAGGUGCGUUGCUGGGGGAAGGUGCUCUGGCCUAGGGUGUGCUCGGCUCAGGCUGACUCUGCCCAAAGCAGACUUUCUGAGUUAGCUGGGGCGUCUCUGUCCCGCCUGGGGUUCGGCCUUCUUCCCCAGAGAGAAAGGCAGCUCCCGGCACUCGGUUUCACCACCGGAGUUCAUGCCUUUGGGUACCUGCUUGCAGCAGCCUUGCCCAAACAGAGAUCCUUGGGAGUUGGGGAAACAGAGAAGGGUUCUGGGUGGGAUCUCUGGGCCUGAGGUCCUCCUGACAGGCCCUGGAGUCUCGGACCCUAUGGUUCUGCCCCACAAGCUGCCCCAGCCUGCCCGUCCCAUUCUACUCACCCUCUGCUUCUCCCCCAGGAUCAGGUGGACUCUCCCUGUCACCCAAAGUCCUCCUGGGAUCCACUGGGUUUGCCCUUGUGUCCCUCGUGGUGGGCUUGUGACAGCUCCCUGUCACUCCCUUUGCAGAGAAGAGGACCAGGUAGUGCCCUGCUCGCCAGCCU